Molecule: messenger RNA, 723 nt
Organism: Symbiodinium natans
Lineage: Eukaryota; Dinophyceae; Suessiales; Symbiodiniaceae
Source: the annotation of a GenBank genome assembly
AUGGUCCCUGGCCACGUCCGACGGCCGGCCAUGCUGUUGAGGUUGGCAGGUGUGGCCUUUCUCAUGGCCAUCGCUGAGGCACAAGAAGAGCCGCAGAGACUUCCGCGUGGCGCCGCGGCGGACGUUCUGCGUGCCAUGGCCGCCCUCGAGAGGGCGCAGGGUGAUCUGGUGGAGUGUCGCAAGUCGCUGCAAGUGUGCGAGGGCGCUCGCGGGGAUGAGGGGGAUGCCCGCAGAUCGCCCUCGCAGCCCAUCAGGUCCUCGAAGCUCUAUCCCGGGUCACCUGAAGCUCCGGAUUGGCCGGAGGGCUAUGGGACCCUGCUGCGCUUCCCUUUCGGCAUCUCCGAUAUGAAGACUUUGAAGGAGGUGGCCCGUGAGCUGUGGACACCGGAAGGGACAGCAGCUGACAUCGAGGAGGAGGUGUCGCAACUGGGCUUCCAUCAACACAGGGGCAUGAGGUGUGUUUCCGAAGUGGUUGGUGUCCACCCCGUUGGUGGAGUCGGCGUGCGCUGGUCCGGCGCGCUCUGGGAGUCUGCUCAGCAAUGGUGCCUAGAGAACGCGGAAUGUACAGGCAUCAUGCUCUAUGUUGGCUCCAACACGAUGAACUGCAACUCUUGGUGUGGCAGACCUCAGUUCUGCAAUGGCCAGAUCGAUGCCGCGGCCUCUGCCGGCGUGGAGGAGAGCAGCGAGUGGAAUCUCUGGGUCAAAGACGCUUCAACGCCCUAA